AUGAAGAUCACGUCCGCCCUCCUCCCAGCCCUAUCCGGCCUGGCCGUCGCCGAGAGCACAGUCUCACUGCUCCUCUUCGCCGUCGACUACGACCAGGACCACGACGCCUCCAUCGUGUCCAGUGACGCGACCGCAACAACCUACAGCCUCACCUGCCCGACGGGCGUCAAGGGCUCCGACUGCGACGUCCUCAACGGUAUCACGGCCGUCGCUGACUCUGAGGACGGCUCGUAUACCUGGUGGGGGAGUGCCAGGGAUGGAUACAGCGCAACAUGGGCGUGCGGACCCUCCGGCACCGAGGAGGGCGUGUGCAGGAAGACCUCGCAGGGUACUGAUGUCGGGCUUACUGUCUACUUCACGAACUACCUCUCUGCUACGGUGACGGGGAGUGCGACGCCUACUGCGUCUAGUGGUCAAAGCACCUCCACCUCUACUUCUGCCUCCGCCGAUGCGUCCGAGGGGGCUUCUGGGAGUGAGAGUGAGGCUACACCGACACCUACCAGUGGAAGUGAGGAAGAGACUCCGACUGGGGGCGUUCCGAGGGUUACGGGGGCGGCGGGCUUGAUUCUUGGAGGUGCGGCUGUAGCGGUGAUGGGGGCUGUUCUGUGA
Molecule: messenger RNA, 609 nt
Organism: Aspergillus puulaauensis
Lineage: Eukaryota; Fungi; Ascomycota; Eurotiomycetes; Eurotiales; Aspergillaceae
Exons: 2
Coding region: 1-609 (202 amino acids)
Source: RefSeq, a predicted model, not a curated record